Molecule: messenger RNA, 7604 nt
Organism: Amoebophrya sp. A25
Lineage: Eukaryota; Dinophyceae; Syndiniales; Amoebophryaceae
Source: the annotation of a GenBank genome assembly
AGGAAUAAUAUCUGUCUUCACAGGACUUUCGCAUUCCCAUGAUUCGCUAACUCAGCGAUAUAUUCUCGUCUGCCUCCCUCGCUCAAUUGCAUUUUUCUCAUCUAUGUUUCUCAGGUAUCCCCCCACUUCUUUGGUUUCCUUCAAGUGUUGUGGAUGCGGUGAUGCAUACGUUGCGGACUCCGCAUACGAAGGUCAUGGAGUGAUUAUAUUCGCCUCAUCCACUCUGUCUUGGUAGGAUAAUACUGCAAUGCAAAUUUUGAUUUUCUGUCCAACAUUAGCUUGUUUCUUGGAGAUGUAAACCGAAUAAGUUGAUCAAAAUCUUCUUCGCUGGGCUCGAAUAAGUGGAAUAUCAAAGAUGAGACAACUUCUGAUGCCGGCGCGGGUCUCCUGUACCUGUAGCCGGCUUUGCAGUUGCUGUCGUUUCUGAUCGUCUCACAGUCUUCUGGAACGAUUCACUCUUACCGGGACAGAAUGUUGACGAAGCGCGUCAACACGGGUUCUGGUAUGCCCUCGAGAGGUGUACGAGGAGGAGAAGCCACGACUCUUUCACUCUCUGGUGCUCCGCGAACAUGGUUCGUCAUGGAGAUGAUGUUUCUUCUCUUUCUCUCUCUCCUGGACGUGACGGUGGGGCGAACGUGUCCCGGGAAGACGUAUGGGCCAAACGACUUCAUCGAUGCUGAUUGCACUGUAGUGGAGGGAUUGCUCAAGUUCGAAGGUGCUCUUGAAGUUUCUAGUUCGAGUCUUGGUAUCCUGUAUGAUAACAGAUCCAUCAUCGUCAUUCUUCAUCAUACAACUCUUCUUCAUGUCGGACAUUCAUCCUAUCUACUGUCUACUCUCUCACAAUUAUCUCACAAUUAAUAUUUAGGCGCCAGCAAUAAUUCUUUCACCAGGUAUCUACGGCCUGAAGGAGAUCCAGAUGCCCAGAUUAACACGUGUCUUCGGAGGACUUUUCAUCGUCGACUGUCCGGAUUUAGAGUCCGUGUACUUCCCGGUACUAGACAGGGUGGAUCACCGACUCGAACGAUCCAUCAUCCUCGAGAACAACGGUUUGGGCUACAUCCUCACCACAACACCGCCACCGCAAGUCUACAAAACAAGUACUACGACUACGACAAGCACUAGCACUGCCACGACCGAAGAACAAGCAGCUGCUGCGGCGGCUGCCGAGGGAGAUGGUAGUGGACAAGCGGUAGGAAGUGCUGGUGGCAUGCUGCGAGCAUUAGCCGAUCCAGCUAUGAAAAACCCGGUGGAACGUGUACUGCGACAGCGAGGCACCGGACACUACAGCACAACAGUAACCACGGAGAGCCUUGCAAGCCCAAGCCCUACAUCUACCCCACAUCUGGGAGAGGAGGACGAUGAGGACAUGCUUAGUAGGCCGCCAGGAGUACAAGAAGGCGAAGCUGGUGCAUCAUCUUCUUCCACUGAAAAACUGAAUAUACCAGCGGAACCAGAUGAUGCCACAAAAAGACAAAGAAAAACAUCAGCAAGCGAAGUAGAAUCAUCUUCCUCUUCUACUGUGACCCCAAAGCUAGCAAGCGAAGUAGAAUCAUCUUCCGCCUCUACUGUGACCCCAACCCUUUCAUCCCACCCCAACCUUCGCGGAAUGCAACAACUCGGUCUCACCACUGAGAAAGAGCCGUGGGGUCAAUAUCGACCCUCAUCACGCCAUUGGCUACAUCAGAACGGAAACCCUAUACCGUAUUCUAUGAAUCUGCCGAGAUUGCUGUAUUCCAGUAACAACAUCGAAGUGAACCACAACGGGAAAAUCCGGUUUUUACUACUGGCAUACAGCAAUAUUCCGAACCCUAUGGCAGGCUACUACGGUGUACGACCGAGCGACUACAGAGAAGUGGACUACAUUUUAUGAAAAAAAAUUAUCUUGCUGGUAAUUGCUGAACAAUUUAGAGUGUUCACGUCGUCUGGUCGUAGUUGUUAUCGAUUUCGGGUCAGACGCCUAUGAUGUUGUAUCCUUCGGGAACUACGAGCUGCUGCACUACACACCCUUACUUCUUGUCCUGAUUUAUUGUUCUUUCACAACUACUUUGUUCUUGCUCUAAUCUCCCUCGUCGGCGAAAACACAGCAGACGGUGUGCCAUUGACUCUGACGAACGCGUUGGUGAGUACGCCUGGCGGUUUCAUGACCACAGCGACGGCGACGCCUCUAGAUCUCGCUUCCAGCUUUUUCGGCGACCAAGGCCCUCCCGUUGACCCCGACGAAACCACUACACUGCCACCAACCACAACGACCACGACAACGACGACAAUGAACGGCGCGUUCAUCGGGUGGACGACCAAUGACAGAAGCUCCAUUUUGAUCAGGCACAAUCUGGACCUGCUGUUUGUGAAUGUUGGUGGACGGAUCAAGGGGCAGAGCUUUAUCCACGAAAACCCAGUGUUGCGGUCGAUUUCCUGCAGCGGCAUGACAGAAGCGAACGAGUUCAUCGUCAUUCGCGACAAUCCGCAGUUGAACGCCAUCGACUUUCCAGUUCUGACGCGGUUGGGUGAGGCCGCAGGAGAAUCGUUGCAUAUACUGGAUAACGUUAAGGCUUAAUAAAAUUUGAAUUCAUGAUUUCCAGCGGUCUGUCAUUUUCUCCUGCUUUUCUCUUGGGAUUCUGAAGAAACGGACACUUCUUGUUUUGAGCUGCUCUAAUAACGGUUUAGUCCAGACUUAUCUCGGCUACAUGCGCUUCCCGGCUUUGCAAGUGGUUGAGGGGACAGUGAGAAUACUGAGGAAUCGGUGGAUGGCUACGUUCGAGUUUCCGGUCGUGCGGGUGCAAGGCCCAAGCAACAACUUGAACCUGUUUCGCGACGCUAGGCGCGCGUUGCUGGAAGGAAGGAUGACAGAGAUUCUUACGAAUCGCGAAAAGUCGAGAAACAAGAAGAGGAGGAGGAAAGGAAUUGAAGAAGGAGAUGAUCUUCACGAAGACGCACUUACUAGAAGUAGCACACAAGAACUGAUCAGCAGUAGUUUGUCUUCAGGAGCAGCAAUCUCGAUAAGCAACAGUCAGAACGUCAUCAAAGACCUGUCUGGAAAGGAAGGAGCAACUACUCCAUCUUCUGUCAACCACCUUUAUGAUCAAGUGCCUUCUCCUAUCCAUCCGCCAGAGCCCUAUGACGAGACAGCAGACGAUGCUGACCUUCUUCCAGAAGAUGGAGGACUUGGAGCAGAGGCAUCAUCUACUUCAGUUCGGGAGUUACAGAUAGCUCCACCGAGUAGCAGUCGCGUCUUGUCACUCGAAGUCCGUGAGAACUACAGACUGUUCUACAUGAAGUACGCCGGAUCGCUAGAGGGAGAAGUACAGAUUCUUAGUAACCUUAAGGCUGCCGCUGACGCAUCCUCUGAAUGGUUCCGGUCUUUGGUAUAGCCUGAAUUUGAUCAUAAGGGAAAACAAGAAGAGAACCCUUGUGAUCAAAUUCAGGUUACCAAAUACCACAACCAUACAUCCUCAACACCAUCCUUGGCUUCUUUUUCAAGGCGAAAAAGGACGCAGGGAUCAUGGGCUCAAGGAUGCGACGUGGUAGCUCUAAUAACCAGGAGCUGAUUAACAUGGACUGGCCAGAUUUGGAGCACAUAAAAGGCCGACUUUUGAUCGACAACAAUCGCGGUCUACUGCGCAUCGCCUUCGCGAACUUGCUCAGUGUGGGCGACAGUGGAGACUGGAGCAUCAAACUGCUGAACAAUGGCGAGGGUGGCGCCACACCUGUUGGCGUGACAAAAUGCGAACGACUGCAAUCUUUGUCGCGUGGUGUCCUGAUCAGUGGAAAUAGGAAAUUCGAUCGCUUUCUGUUUCCGAAACUGCAGUCCAUAGGAGAAACCUUGGGUAGUUCCGUUUUCGUCCAGGACAACAGUGAUCUCACUUUGCUCGAUGUGAAGGGCGUGACCGGUGGCAACGUGGUGGUGCAUGACAAUCCGAAGUUAGAGGAGCUCCGCUUUGACGGUCUGCAGCGGAUUGACAACGGAGCGGCGCUAUUUGUCACGGACAACACGAUGCUCCACACGCUGCAUUUGACCGCAUUGGAGGAAGUCACGGGGGAUAUCAUCAUUAAGGCAGAUCAUGAUGAUGAGGAAAACCUUUGCAAUGUUGGCUUAUCGGCUUACUCUGGAAGUGGUAGAAGUACGUAGAUUGCACUCAUGUUCGUUGAUUAGAGCACUAAAAAAUUCGUAUGAUACUAAGACUGAAGUAAUGUUGUAACAGUGGACUUCUUCAUCUUCUAAUGUUAUCGGCCGCAACGGAGGUCUCGCGCAACGUCAUGGACAGCUGAAUGCGCCAGCUCUAGAGCGCCUUCACGGCAGAAUGCGCAUCGAGCAGAACCUCAACUUUGGCAACUUGGUGUUUCCCCGAUUGACCUCGAUAGGAGAAGCGGAUGGUGAGAGUAUCGGAAUCUUCACGAACAUCAAUUUUCAGUGUUGGGACAUCAAGUUUCCUUCCUUGCGUAGCCACGGAGGCUAUAUCAGGAUGAAGGACAAUUUUAUGCUGGACCAGAUGGAAUUCGAGCUCUUGAUGGGCUGUGGCGGCGCGCAAGCGGAUCUCGGAGCUUAUUGUCCUAGUUCGCGGUUCUUCUGUGCGUUGAGGCAGAGCUUUUUACCGCAAGUGAACAGCGGGAUUCCUGCUUUAAACAUCUUAGUUCCUCUGGAGGUCACCCUAUUGUCGGACAUGACGAGCAGUCAGCUGUUUGAGCUUGAAGCUUUGAGGCGCAACAUCGAAGCUGUUUUCGCCAAACAUUUCCAAACGGAUUUCAUCCGAACGAAGGUCCUGAGCUAUGCAAUCACGAAUCCACUCUUGAAAUCGGACGGAACAGCAGCGAAGAUACAACAAGCUUCAACUCCGCCGCCAUCUACCUCGUCUUCUACUGUUUCUAGUACAACAAGUAGUGAAAGAACAGUAGUUGUUGGCGCGAAAGCGAAUGUCACUGCACAUUCGAUCCGAAAUCUUGCUGGAGAAGAAGUUGUCAUGGGUGAACAAGUUGCAAAAUCUCCAUCGCAGAACGUGGUCCACCUAGAGGGCGCGUCCACAUCAAAGAACGUGGUCCACCUAGAGGGCGCGUCCACAACCACAUCAUCUCAGACACUAAAGAAUGAAGAUAAGGCUGCAUCAGAAGAAAAAGGCCUUACUGCUACUAGUACUAGUCUGGCAGAGACAGGAGUAGGCGGCGAUGGUUUGUCGUUUGCUCCUAGCCGCGCACCGGAACCAGUGCUGCGAACUGGGGAAAUACAUCAGAAUGUCCAUGCUAGCAGUACAAGAACUUCUCCUGUGCAAGAAGCAAAUGCACUGCCGUCCAGUCGAUCAUCUUCUACGACGGGCACCAGUCUUGCAUCGAAGACUCCUGAGCAGCGGCAACUUUCCCUAGGGCAGGUUGCGCGCUUACUCGACUUGCAAUUGGAGGUGAUCGAGACCAGCUCGAUGGAACUGCAAAGGCUCUACGCUACCAUUGUCACGCUCACGGCGGCCAACUACGCUGCGAUCGCGGCUGACAUGCGCGUUGAGCUUGUGGAGCACAGUGGUGUGAUGCAAAUUGUGUCUGUGGGCAAGGUCAAUAUCACUGGCAGUUUCGGACUAGAGGGCAUCACACAACCGCCGAUUCCGGAAGGGGUAUACCUGGACACGACUGAGCUGUUGGGCACGACCGCAGCACCACUACGACCAGUGACAGAAGACGGAAGCGCAGCGUCGGAGAGCGUACUUCCCCUAUUUUGGAAGUAUUUUGCAUCGUGUCAAAAACGGAAUCCUAGAAGUCAACAUGGUAAAAAUAAAGUAUCAAGAUCAUGUUAUUAUCCUCUAAAAAGUACAAUCAAGAUUAUCUUCAUCUCGCACUCAAUCAAAAAUAUUGAUAUUCAGGACCUCACUUUAUUCUGGAUCAUCGGUGUUCUAGUCCUCCUCGGCGUUGUCGGGACUAGAGGGUUUGUCCAUUUCGCGAUGCAAGCCGCGGUCGAGGCCAGCACUCUCCGCGACGAAGAAGCGGAAAACGACGCAGCAGCACGAGAAGCUCUAGAAGAAGAGCAACGUGCGGAAGUGGAACUCGCAGAAAGGAAGAAGCGAAUUCUAGUGGCCAGUGGGUCGCCUAAGAUCAUGAACGAUUUUGAGCGGCAAGCGUCAGCGAUAGAAGAGCAUGAAGAUGCGAUGAACCAAACGAUGGGGGGAAUGACAUAUCAGACGACGGUGUCGAUUAUGGUCGGAUUCAUAAGGAUGAGUACAACUACUGUAGAAACCGUGGGGCGCCCUCACAACUUCAACAUCAGAGAAAUUCGUAGCACUCAAAGAAGAUUCAGGGAAGUCGUAGGUCCAAUCCGAACCGACUAACGUCGUCACUCGAUGGGAAUUUGUUCGUCUUUCUUCGUUCGUCCACCUCAAGAACAUGACAACGCCCGUCAACAUUUAACACUCCCUCUUUGUUAGCACCUAUUCUUUUUCUAAUCCCACCGAAAAGAUGAUGAUAGAAGACGUCGACCCCCAGUCUCCGACCAACGGCCAGAUCGUCCCCUACUCUCCGAACUCAACCCUCUACCGCAGUACAGAGAGUCAGCUGGCGAAAAUGUCCUACCGCUACGAGGAUGGACGACGAGUGGAGCCCCAAGACUUUGGCGAAGGAAUCAAACUAGCUCCUGGUCUUUCACCGAGUCGCCGCGUAGUGGGAAAUAAGGUGAAAGUGGCGCAUAAAAAGAAGACCAAUCGGGGCAAUCCUCAACAUUUCGCCGAGUUCUUGGAGUCGAGGAUGCGUCAAGCGGGAGAAGAUGAAUCAACUAUUUAUAGAACGGGGUGAAACUCUAGUUUAUAGGGCAGGGUGUAAUAGUUAGAUCUAGGAGGAAGUAGUUUCAGUGUAUCUCACGAACAAGAUGCAGAAGAUGUCAUAUGAAAUUAAAUGUCGCACAUUCGUUUUGUCAAAGGAAAUCAUACUUGCUUCACAUUUGACGUAUUGAGACAAGAAGGUCGUAGUUGUAAUACCAGUGUAGAUACAUAGCACGAGCACGAGCAAUAGAACAAGUGAAUAGUGUGAUUUGAUAAAAGUAUGCAUAUUAGUGUAACAACAGCUAGUGAGCUUAACGUACUUAUCAAUACAAGUAGCAAGUAAUUCUGCUUCACCAGUAAAAAAUAAGUCUAAAAAAAUCUUUCAUGCAGAUCGGUUUUGCUACGACAAUCAAAAUAGAAAAUGUAAUGACAGUGACGUCAUCAUGUAGCAAUAGAGUGCACAAUUUAGAGCUGAACUACCUUCAAGCGGAGUAGCUUGAAAAAAAACGACUGUCUGUCAUGAGCUAGAGCUUGUACACGAAUACAUAGAACAUCAACAUCCGAGCUAACAGAUCAAGGUUUUCUACGUAACACUAUCAAACGCAGACGAAUAUGAACAAGAAUCGAUUCCAUAAAUUACUCGUACAUCCCAGAAUAUUCGCAUGCCAAAGUACAUCCCCGGUCCGUUCUGGUUCGAGAAGAAACGCAAGCGAAUCCAGUCACUCCCUGGUGCCUCAACAUGUCAGCUGCGCGAUAAUUUCUCCACCAUCAAGACCCAUUCCCUAUAUUCGUAGAUCAUUCUCUUUCUCACACCUUCCUACAUCAUUCUCAUACCUUCCUGAAGCUGAAUGCUCAAUUACGAUUUCUCAUUCACCA